Phascolarctos cinereus (koala) is the source of this 2712-nucleotide messenger RNA. NCBI's taxonomy places the organism in Eukaryota, Metazoa, Chordata, Mammalia, Diprotodontia, Phascolarctidae. The record is from RefSeq and is a predicted model, not a curated record.
CCCACCGGGAGUCUGAAAGGCCCAGGGCCGGGGCGGCCAAGCCUAGCCAGUUGCCCCUAGAGUAAGGCCUCUGUUUACGACACGUAUGUGCGGCGGUGGCGAGGCCCACGCAGCUUUACGGCAGCCCAAGCGAGGGUGGCCUAGGGCGCUGGCAGUACGGCAGCUGCGGGGGCAGCCUCUUUCUGUCCCUCCUUGGGAGGUCUGAGCGCCCCGGACCAGCCGAGACGGGCGGUCGUGAAGUUUGUGGUGAAAAUGGCAGAGGAAGCCCUAGCGCCCCAGUAGCCCCUGCCCACUGGCCAGGUAGGGUGCCCAUCCCGAGCCCCGUGUUGGGCAGCCACAGAGAGACUGAAAUGACAAUCCCUGACCUCUAGGAAUUUGCCCUCUAUUAGGGGGAAACCAGAACCUUGAUCAGGCAACUGAAACCAACUCUACAUUGGACAUGGGAAGAUGCCCCUGCAUGUGAAAUGGCCUUUCCCCUCCGUGCCUCCUCUGUCUUGGACUCUGGCCAGCAGUGUGGUCAUGGGUCUUGUGGGUACCUACAGCUGCUUCUGGACCACUGGCUGGCCCUGUGGGGGCAUUUGUCCUCUCUUCAAAUAGAGUACAUGAACCGCCUUAAUGUGUACAACAAGGAGGUGCUGUACGAACUGAUCGAGAAUCGAGAUCCUGGCACACCGCUAAUCACUGUCUCCAAUCACCAGUCCUGCAUGGAUGACCCACACCUCUGGGGGAUCCUGAAACUCCGCCACAUCUGGAACCUGAGGCUGAUGAGGUGGACCCCAGCAGCUGCAGAUAUCUGUUUCACCAAGGAGCUGCAUUCUCAUUUCUUCAGCUUGGGAAAGUGUGUCCCUGUAUGCCGAGGGGAUGGCGUCUACCAGAAAGGAAUGGACUUUAUCCUGGAGAAACUCAACAAUGGGGACUGGGUCCACAUCUUCCCUGAAGGAAAAGUGAACAUGAGCCAGGAAUUUCUUCGUUUUAAGUGGGGAAUAGGACGCCUGAUUGCUGAGUGUCACCUCAACCCCAUUAUCCUUCCACUCUGGCACAUUGGAAUGAGUGAUGUGCUUCCCAACGCUCCACCCUAUUUCCCCAGAUUUGGACAGAAAAUCACCGUGCUCAUUGGGAAGCCAUUCAGCGCCCUGCCUGUUCUUGAACGUCUCCGAGCUGAAAAUAAGUCAGCAGUGGAGAUGCGCAAAGCCCUGACAGACUUUAUCCAGGAUGAGUUUCAGAGCCUGAAGGUGCAGGCAGAGUUACUCCAUAACCACUUCCAACCUCUGAGGUAGCCUGGGGGCUCCCAUAGCCCUGAGCUGAUUACUGGGGAAGCUCCUGCCCUGCUAAAGGCUCUUCCACUCCAGGCCAUCCUGUCAGGAUGGCCUGCUCCUUGUCUUCCUUCCAUGUUCUUCCAGAAAAGGUUCCAUGUUCCUGCCUCAAGAUCUGAGAGCACCCCCUAGCUCUUCCCAGUCCUACUCUCCUAGUGGCAGCUCAGGGCAUCUGGCACCUUGAGUAAAGAGUUGAACUGUGUGCAUGGGGAGCCAGGAAUGGGCUGCUUCCCUUCCAGACACCAGUAUCUCACCCUGGCCAGUGCAUGGAGGAGUAUAUGUUGGGGGUGGGAGAGGACAGUCAACUAGGAAGUGUCAGUAAAGGGUUUGGUUUUAUGCUUUUUAGACCAUAGGUUUCACUUUGGAUCAUCCUUUUCUGGGCUCCCCAGUGGAUGUUGCCUCCCUUCUAUUUUUCUAGAUAGAGCAGCAGUCCCUCUUACCAUGUGCCAAACUUUCUCUGGUGCAAAUCAAUGAAAUGGUGGCCUAGAAGAAGUGGGAUGGUUACGAGGCUUACUGUGAUUGGGUGUGUGUGUGUGUGUGUGUGUGUGUGUGUGUGUGUGUGCAGGGAGCAGAGAGAGUGUCAUAGUCAGGGUGUCCCUGGGCUCAGAAAUGUCUGCUUUGCUUUUGUAAAUGCUGCCCAUGAGGAUGCAUUAUAGUUGCCUCCCUACUCCCUUGAGAAACCUGCUCAAAGUUCCCAUUUUAACUGGAACAUUCUUAUAUGCUUAUGGAACCCUCUUUGGAGUUCCUGUAGCCUAGAUGAGAUGAGGCUGGGAAAAUUGUUACUUUUCCACUUUUUAUCUGAGAGUCUACUUUGCUUUCUGCUCUGCUAGCAAAUAGUGGAGGCUGGGGAGUGCUGGGAUAGGUAAUCAAGAGGUCACAGGACCUAAUAAAGACUUAGACGUUAGAUUUGUGAGGAUCCUUAACAGUCAUAAUGACUGUCUACUUGGGAUUGUGAUCUGUGUUGGUGGAAAUACCUUUGCCCAUACAUAAAAUCAUGGAAUAAUCUUGAAAUAUUGAAGUAUGUAUUCUCAUAUAUAAGGGAGAGGCAGGCUGGUUCUAGAUACUCCCAGAAAAUUUUCACUUUUCCCUCUUUCCCCUGUGGCCAAGGUUUGGUUGGCCAAGGCUAAGGGCAGGGAGACUGUCUCAGGGCCUCAGUCCCACUGGCUUCUAGGGAGACCAGGAGCCAAACCUGCAUAGAGCGGGGACCGGGAGCACAGUCACAUUCCUUUUCAUCUCAAGGAGUUCUUGUCUGUUCCAGAGGAGGAAACAUUACUCCUCUACCUGCCCACCCCAAAGCUGUGGUGGCCUUUCUUUCUCUCCCCACUGUCUUCUCUUUUAUGCCUGUAUGAUUUUUUAAUAGAUUUUUAACAAUAAAGUGUAUGUCUGUGCCAUGAUUCCA